Messenger RNA from Sphaerulina musiva SO2202, 1025 nucleotides. RefSeq lists its product as uncharacterized. Gene Ontology annotation, biological process: fungal-type cell wall organization. NCBI's taxonomy places the organism in Eukaryota, Fungi, Ascomycota, Dothideomycetes, Mycosphaerellales, Mycosphaerellaceae. The record is from RefSeq and is a predicted model, not a curated record. Gene Ontology annotation, cellular component: cell cortex of cell tip; plasma membrane. Bases 58 to 963 code for a protein of 301 amino acids. The transcript has 2 exons.
ACGAACAUCAGGUUCAUUUGCGUGUGGAUUCUCGCGCAUAGCGACAAUAACAACAACAUGCGACUUCUAGCAUUGCUACCAAUUGCUUUGUGUAUCACGUCUCUCGUGUUGGCCUUCCUAUGCCUCUUUGCGGGUUCCCGACGCGGGUUUAUGGAAGACUAUGCUAUUCUUACGCUCAACACGUCCCGCCUCGGCCAAAACAUCUUCAACACGACCGAAUCUUCCUCUAACCCCUUGGUCAAUUUCCUCGACAACAUCUCCAACACCAUCGAAUCCGAAAUCCAAGACGGAAUCACCGAUGUGGCGCAACAAUUGGGUAUUCAUGAUUUUUACUCGGCACAUCUCAUGACUUAUUGCGAAGGGUAUUACUAUUACAACAACAACAACACUCGCGAUAACGAUAACAAUAAUAACAACAAUGAUGAUGAGGACGCGAAAAAAAACAUCACCAAAUGCUCCAACCGCACAGCCCUCUACAACUUCAACCCUCAAAAAAUUCUCCAACAAGAACUCGACGCAUCCAAGACAGGAAUUGAUUUAUCCGAUCUCAACUGGCCCUCGGACAUCUCCACAGGAUUAAACGCAUUACGCAUAGCCGCAAAAGCGACUUUUGUCCUCUAUUGCAUCGCCAUCGGAUUUAUCGGUAUAGCACUACUCGCAGCCGUAGCCAGUAUAUUUUUCGCGGGCAGAUUGAGUGCGAUUUUGAAUGUGAUAGCGGAUUGGAUGGCGUUUGUGACGUUGGGGAUUGCGAGUGCGAUUGCUACUGCUGUGGCGGUGAAAGGGGCGAGGACGAUUAAUAAAUAUGGUGGAGAGGUCGGGGUGAGUGCGGAUCGAGGGAACAAGUUUCUUGUCAUUACGUGGGUUGCGACGGGGUUGUUGUUGCUUUCUUCUGUCGUGUGGUGUGUGUUGGCUGUUAUGGGGAGAAGGAGGUACAAGGCUGGGACUGUACCGAAGUAUGGUUGAGUCUUUUUGGGAUGGGGGAUUGGCGAAGCAUUGUGAUUUGAUCUCUUGGAGAGGAAUGUGAC